CCUGUUUGUAGUCAAAUUAAAUUGUUAAGUUUACUUUUUGCUAGUUUAUUCCGUUUUUUACCUUCGACGCCUCAAACUAGCCGUAGAAGAAAUCUAAGAUACCAGUUGUGUUUUGAGCGACGUGUGCAAUAUUUAAACAAACUUUAUAUCAAACAGUUCAGCUGAUAAUUCAACCUAAAUUUAAAUCAACUAUGUAUGUCAUCAUCUUAAAACUCAAAGAAUUUCAAUCCGUGUAAUUAAAUUGUUAAAAAUAAACAAAAAAAAACACUGAAAUGGAAAAUUAUUUUAUUUCGGAAAAAGACAAGAAUGCUGUGAGAUCCCAAUUUGGAAUUUGUGAUGAAACGGCCCAAAAAAAAGUGAAAUCGUUAAAAUUGUGGAUAGAACAGUGUCCUCAUUUGCCACUUGAAAGUAAAGAUGAAAACUUUCUGGAAAUUAUGUUGCUGAGAGGAAAAUUUAAGGAAGAGCGUGUGAAGAAAAACAUCGAGAAUUAUUUCACUUAUUUAAGUCGAUAUCCGGAAAUGUUUUCCGGGUUUGCAAAUUUGAGACCGGUAGAUGAAGUUGGCGUUGCUGUUCUUUUACCCAUACCUACAACUUCAUGGGAACGUAUUGCAAUCUUGAAACUGCAUCCAGAUAAAGUAGGGAAGGUUUUAGAUGUUCAUAAAUGUCUAAAAAUCGGUUUAGCUACAGCAAUGAUUGCUUUCAAUUACGACUACUCGGCGAGUGUUCGCCUCAUUUUAGAUUUUGAAAGUUUUACUAUGAGUCAUAUUUUGCAAGUCAACAUAAAUGACUUAUUUAAGGCAAUAUCGAUUCACGAAAAUGUCCUAAAAAUGCGAAUUUCAGGAAUCGAAAUAUUGAAUGCCCCACACGUGAUUAGUGUGAUUCUGAAUCUUGCUAAAAUCUGUCUUAAACCGAAGUUAUUUUCAAGGUUAUCUGUGCAUAACAAUUUGGAAUCAUUGGGUAAAAAUAUCUCGAAGAAGUAUUUACCGACUGAUUAUGGGGGCGAACAACCGAAUAUCGAAACACUGAUUGAAAUGUGUGAAGAAACAUUUUUGACCAAAAAAGAUUUUUUCCAAAAAAUCGAACGCUUGGCUGAACAAAAUAAAACAAACGGGGAUAUUUUCGGAGUUCAAGGAUCAUUCAAAACUCUCAAUUUGGAUUAACUUAUUUUUAUUUAUUGGAUAUUUUUAACUAAAUAAAAUUUAAUCAAUU
Messenger RNA from Tribolium madens (black flour beetle), 1209 nucleotides. RefSeq lists its product as uncharacterized. Lineage: Eukaryota; Metazoa; Arthropoda; Insecta; Coleoptera; Tenebrionidae. Gene Ontology annotation, molecular function: phosphatidylinositol bisphosphate binding. Gene Ontology annotation, cellular component: membrane. The record is from RefSeq and is a predicted model, not a curated record. The coding region runs from base 273 to 1160 and encodes 295 amino acids. The transcript is spliced from 7 exons.